AUGACGAAUUGCGCACCUUGCCUUGCACUGGCACUGUUGUUGCAUGCCAUGGCGUCUCCUCCAGCAGCAUUCCAGGAGGCAUUACUCCAGCCUUAUGCUGGGUACUGUGCACACCCGCCUUUAGCCCAGCAGCGUGCAAUUGCUGGUCCACUUGCAGAUGAAGUCCUGUCAGCUGCACACUUACAUUUGGUGGGCGUUCAGGUGGUGUUUCGGCAUGGCGCCAGAGAUUUGUCUUCGGACAGAGCCUGUUUCGCAACUAUGGAAGCAGUCUUCCGGAAUUGUUCGGUGCAGCAGCUGGUUUCCUUCGAGACUGGGGAAAAGGAGGAUGAGGAAACAGCACCGCUGUUGCGAAAGAUGCUGGAUGCAUACCCUUCCAUGGAAGAGAACAUGCCUGGCUCUGGUUACAUCUCACAAGCGGUUGGUUGUGGAAAAGGUGUGCUGUUGAAUGAUGCCAUUCCACAGACCAUAGCCCUUGCCCAUUCCAUCGAGCAGAAGUAUUUCCGCUCAUUGCCAUCGGCCCCGAGUCUUGACACAAUCCGAAUGUACUCCACAGGCAAGGAACGAACCCAGGCCACCCUCUUCCUUCUGCAAAAGCAUCUCUUCAGCGACGAAUCUGCCAAGGCCCGCUCAUUCUAUUCCCGUCCUGUCUCAAGCGAUCCAUGGGACUUGAAUCAGCACUGUCCUCGUGUUGGACACAUGCGCCAUGCAAGACAUUUCCAGACGGAUCCACAGAUAAUUGAGCGUCGGUUUCCGUCUUUUGCUCGCAGAUGGAGGGACGCCGCAGGAACCGAAUUUCAGGCAAGCUUCAAGGACUGCCUGCUGGUCGCUCAGUGUUCCGGACAGCAGGCCUUGCUCUUGCCGGAAGGUUUGCAGCCAAAUUCGGAGCUGUUCAAGGAGGCUUUGACGAUAUCUUUGGAGCUCUUCCAGGAGCAUUUCUCGAAAGACGAUGCGACGGUCGAGCAGAUGCAGCUCCUCGCUGCCCCUGCACUGCUCGAGCUAGACCAGCUUCUCCAGCACCAAGCGGACGAAACCGACUCUGCAGCUUUCGCCUUGUGGGCCACACAUGACACGACCAUAUUGGUAAUGCUUGUGGCAUUGGGCCUUUGGGAUGGACAGUGGCCUCCAUAUACAGACACCUUAGUGCUGGAAGUCUACAAAGAGCUUCAACAGCAGGGUAGUCACGGCAGUGGCAGUGCUUUUGUGCGGCUGCUCCAUGGCUCAACUGUCUUGCAUCUUCCAUGGUGCAAGGUUCAUGAAAGGAUUCCAGGGCUCUGUUCUGUGGAGUCUUUUUUGCCUCCAGCCAUAGAGCGGUUUCGAGACAUGAAAGCAUAUCGACGGGCUUGCAAUGCGAGCAGCUUGUUUAGCGCUGCUCCCGCUAUUCCUGUGGAGCAGAGUGUCACAUGCGGAUUACCAUCGGCAGGAGCCCUGAUGUUCUCUGCUUUGUCGUUCGUAGCCGGCUACCAAUUCAAAGCCUGGCAGAGGUCCAGGCCUGAUUCAGCAGAUUAUGUAGUGCUGUCGCCGCAGCCAUAA
Messenger RNA from Symbiodinium sp. CCMP2456, 1530 nucleotides. The record is from the annotation of a GenBank genome assembly. Lineage: Eukaryota; Dinophyceae; Suessiales; Symbiodiniaceae.